Messenger RNA from Carassius gibelio (silver crucian carp), 4184 nucleotides. It is a transcript of the gene gpm6bb, whose product is annotated as glycoprotein M6Bb. The record is from RefSeq and is a predicted model, not a curated record. Gene Ontology annotation, molecular function: structural constituent of myelin sheath. NCBI's taxonomy places the organism in Eukaryota, Metazoa, Chordata, Actinopteri, Cypriniformes, Cyprinidae. Gene Ontology annotation, cellular component: myelin sheath; plasma membrane. Gene Ontology annotation, biological process: central nervous system myelination; axon development. The transcript has 7 exons. The coding region runs from base 181 to 963 and encodes 260 amino acids.
UGUUGGUCUGGGAUUGUGUCUGUGUUUUUGGGCAGCAGUGACUGGGAUAUCUCUAGUUUCUGUGUGGGUUCAGGGUAAGACAGUGAUGUGAAGAAGACAGAGCAGAGCAAGACAGAAACACAGUCAGAAAACGAAGGAAUACAAGCAGAGGAAGUAUUUUCUUCUGGAUAUCUGUGAAACAUGGAGACCCUUUAUGACGACACUGACGAUGAGCGUCAGGAGAAACGAGGUUGCUUCGAGUGCUGUAUUAAGUGUCUGGGCGGCGUGCCGUACGCGUCUCUGGUGGCCACCAUCCUGUGUUUCUGCGGCGUGGCGCUCUUCUGCGGCUGUGGACACGUCGCUCUGACAGGAACCCUCACCAUCCUGGAGAACCACUUCUCUAAGAUCAGCGCAGACCACGCCAUGCUGACCGACAUAGUCCAGCUCAUGCAGUACGUCAUCUACGGCAUCGCCUCCUUCUUCUUCCUGUACGGCAUCAUUCUUCUGGCCGAGGGGUUUUACACCACCAGCGCCGUCAAAGAGCUGCACAGCGAGUUCAAGACCACCGUCUGCGGACGCUGCAUCAGCGGCAUGUUCGUGUUCCUGACGUACAUCCUGGGAAUCGCCUGGCUCGGGGUUUUCGGCUUCUCUGCGGUUCCUGUGUUUCUGUUCUACAACAUGUGGUCGACCUGCGCUGCCAUGCGCUCACCGACGGCCAACCUGACCUCCAUCGACAGCAUCUGUGUGGACGUGCGGCAGUACGGUAUCAUUCCCUGGAACGCAACGCCAGGCAGAGCUUGCGGCUCAACGCUGAGUGAUAUUUGCAACACCAGCGAGUUCUAUCUGUCUUAUCAUCUGUAUAUCGUGGCUUGUGCUGGAGCCGGAGCGACUGUCAUUGCUCUGCUCAUCUACAUGAUGGCUACCACGUAUAACUUUGCUGUUUUGAAGUUUAAGAGUCGAGAGGACUGCUGCACUAAAUUUUAACGCAGUUGCAUGAAAGUGCCUAGAAUGAGCAGCCACUGACAAUAUGGACUAAAAUAAUAGAAACGAGAACAAGCGAGAGAAACCUUUGAUUGCUUUGACAUGUAAUGUGUAAAUAUAGGACUGUACACAGAUGUAGCAUUUGAACAUGCCUUUGCCUUCGUUUCUACAACCACUAGAAAACAUUCAUCUGAACCCUGACACAAAGCCUUUUCUACAGUGUCUUAGUCUAAAGUUUUAAAGCUAAAGAACAGAUGCACAACAUAUUUCAUUUUCUCAAUAAAGACGUUAACAAAUUAUGAUCAGGAAAUGCAAUUCAAAGCAAAAAGACAAAUAUUGAAGACUGAUAUAAUACUGACUAAUGUGUGUGUGUAUAUAUAUAUAUAUAUAUAUGCACACACAUACACAUACAUAAAACACCGGUCAAAAGUUAAUUACGAAAAAAAAAAAUGCAUAUAAGAACAACUCAUUAAUUAUCAAUUAUAAAUACUCAAUGUUGAAAACAGUUGUGCUGAUGAAUAUUUGUAUGGAAACUGAUACAUUUUAUUUUUCAGGAUUCACAGAUGAACAGAAAGUUCAAAAGAACAGCAUUUAUUUGAAAUAUAAAUAUUUUGCAAAAUUAUAAAUGUCUUUACUGUCACUUUUGAUCAAUUUAAUGCAUUAUUGAUAGAUUAAUUUUUGUAUUACUACAAAUAUAACAAUUCACUCAACUCACGAUUCGAUUCAAGAUUUGAUUUCACGAUUAUUAUUAUGUAUAAAAAAAAAAGAGAGAUUUAACACAAUUUAUAAAUUAAAUGUGUCCUGUUAUCAUUGCUUGGACAAAAUGCUUCACAGUUCUUUGUGAAAUUGAAAUAUAACACUGUAAUAAUAUACUAAUAAAGCACUUGCAUAUCAUUGCUCUUUUAUUGCUUUUGAUUGCUUCUUUGCUCACUUUUACGCAGCUUUGGAUAAAAGCCUCUGCUAAAUAGAAUGUAAAUGUAAAAAACGAAACUAAAUUUAAACUUUAAAACAAGUAUCAAAUAAAAAGAAACACAAAUUCAAUAAAUCUCUUCAUAUAAACAAACUACGGCUUUGUAUGUGCUCUUUUCAUUUAAUACGAGAGGCAAGAUCACAGAUGCAAAACAGAUGCAACAUGAACAGUUUUUAAUCUGAAUUACAUUGUAUAACUUUGAAGCAAAACCAGAAUGAUUUGACUUCAGUUUUUGAAACUAUACAUAAAAAACAUCUGCAUGAAACAGCAGACGAGCUGAAGGAGACGCAGAUCCACUCUCUGCCAGCAGAUGGCGCUUAAAACCUUUCCUUGAUUUCUGCAGUAAACAAAGCAGCGCUGCAUUUAUUAACUUUAAUAUGUGUUAUACAGAGACAAGAUGAAAAGAAAAAUACCAUCUAAACUUCUCUAAAGACAGUAAGUUCCUCUCAGAUAUUCAUUCGUAUAAACUCUACCCCUAAAUGAAUCAGGAUUAGUUUAAAUUGAUUUGACUCGAUUUUCUACCAGCUCACGGUUAAUCGUUAAAUCCCUAAAUCCAAACUUUUGAAAGUUAGUGUAUCACAUUUUCCACAAAAGCACAACUGUGUUCAACAUUGAUAAUAAUCAGAAAUGUUUCUCAAACAGUAAAUCAGUAUAUUUUCAUGAUUUCUGAAGAUCAUGUGACACUGAAGACUGGAGGAAUGAUGCUGAAAAUACAGCGGAGCAUCACAGAAAUAAAUUACACUUUAACACAGAUUCACACAGAAAACAGAUGUUUAAAAUGAUAAAAUAUUUAACCAUUUUUACAGCAUUUUUGAUCAAAUAAAUCUUCUUUAGAAAACAUAAAAAAACAAAAUCACAAUUAUUCCAGUCUUUUGACUGAGGGUGUAUAUAAAAUAUAGAAUGAAUUCUCUGAUUUAAUUAUAGCAAAUAACUUCUAAACAUCUAAAAACAGAUCUGUAUGAGCUGUAUGAGGUUUAAUGUCUUUAUGGAGAAAAUGAACGUGAGUUUUGCUUCUAGAAUCUGUUUUAUUGGGGAAAGUUUAUAUAUAUUUGCCAUCUGUGCCAGCGAGCCUUCCAGUGUUUCCAGUUUCAGUGUUGUUUUCAUCAUUUCUUCUCACUGGUUUGAAGCAGUAUUAUGAAUCUCUUGUGAAGUAUUAAUGAUUCAGUGCACAGCUUCACAUCUAACCUAGAUCAGUUGUGUGCAGAAAUAUGAUUCGAGUCAUUUGUUUUACAGUACUGCUAGUUUAAACACAGACCUUACACUGUUCAACAGAGUGGAAGAAACGUGAUUCUUAAAACACAAAUAUUAAGUAGCAUUAUCCGAUUUUAUUCAAAACUACAUUUAUAUUAUCAGCACGCAAUACAGCAGAUCCUUUCAUGUUUUAUUAUUACAUGAUUUGCUCAUAACAAUGUCUGCUUUAUUAUUAAUGAAUAAACAAUCAUGAUUUAUGUGUGAUUGGAUCAUUAAUAAAACAUCACAUAACACAAACACAAUCAAUGAGAAAAUGUGGGAUGAUUAUAUGAUUUCACUUUUGAAAGGCAGUCGAUGCAUUUAUUCACAGAUUUUAUACAGACUUUUAAAAACCUGGCCUUUUAAAAUCACGCUAACGUUUUAGGAUUUUAUUACUUUUAUUAAAAACUAGAUGCAAAAUCAUGCAUUACACAGUGGCUUUAAUUGUGACUAAUAUAGUCAGAAAUAAAUCUUUUAAAGGAACAGUUCACACAAAAAUAACAAUGUGUUCACUCUCAGCUCAUCUGAGAUUAGGAUGAGUUUGUUUCUUCAUCAGGUUUGGAGAAAUGUAGCAUUGCAUCAGUGUCUCAUCAAUGGCUGCUCUGCAGUGAAUGGGUGCCGUCAGAAUGAGAGUCUGAUAAAAACAUCACAAUAAUCCACAGCACUCCAGUCCAUCAGUGAACAUCUGGAGAAGACAAAAGAUUAAACAAAUCUAGCAUUAAAAUGCUUUUAUCAGACUCUCAUUCUGACGGCACCCAUUCACUGAAGAGCAUCCACUGAUGAGACACUGAUGCAAUGCUACAUUUCUCCAAAUCUGAUGAAGAAACAAACUGAGAGUGAGCACAUGUUCAGAAAGGUCCAAUGUUUUGUUGUGAAUGUGUCUCUUGGUUGUUUUACACCAGCGUUAUUGCCUUAACAUUCAGAUUGCAUGCUUUAUCUUCCAUGAUUGAUUUAAUAUUCCUCUAGGACUGUGGUGCCUGUAGUUGUUCCUUGAUCAAAAUAAACCUUCUUUGUGUUCAAAUGA